Trachymyrmex cornetzi is the source of this 465-nucleotide messenger RNA. RefSeq lists its product as uncharacterized. The coding region runs from base 1 to 363 and encodes 120 amino acids. Lineage: Eukaryota; Metazoa; Arthropoda; Insecta; Hymenoptera; Formicidae. The transcript has 5 exons. The record is from RefSeq and is a predicted model, not a curated record.
AUGCCAUUAACACCAGGAACGGUUCUAACAGCGGCCUUAGCCAAUCGGAUUGCAACUCGGACUGCAAGUUCUAGCCAGCGCACCCUCGCACUGCCACAGUGUGGAGUUGUUACCAGUGGGGAAAGAGCAAAAAUUAAGUUUACGUGCGGACGUGCCACGCACAACGAUCUUGGUCCACCACCGCCAACAACCGACCGACACCGACCACAGGACAGCUUAGUUUUAUCAAAAGCUGAAAAAAUUCUGGACAAGUCACGGAAAAAGAGCGGCAUCCUUAUCAUUGCAGAACCGAGCCCCGCUGGUGCCCAAAGUCAACAAAUGGAGCAUAGAGGCGCGCCACACGGGCAGCAGGAGCAGCAGUAGCGUUCAGCUAUCGUUGGGGGCCUGAUCGUCGGGCCCUGUCUCUCGGGCCCGAUCUCGCGCGGGGGGACGCGGGAUCGCGGAGGCGUCGUGCCGUGCCGGGCG